This is a messenger RNA of Hansenula ciferrii, 1773 nucleotides long. Its product is annotated as Vacuolar basic amino acid transporter 1. Gene Ontology annotation, cellular component: fungal-type vacuole membrane. The record is from RefSeq and is a predicted model, not a curated record. The transcript has a single exon. Bases 1 to 1773 code for a protein of 590 amino acids. Gene Ontology annotation, molecular function: basic amino acid transmembrane transporter activity. Gene Ontology annotation, biological process: basic amino acid transport; transmembrane transport. NCBI's taxonomy places the organism in Eukaryota, Fungi, Ascomycota, Saccharomycetes, Phaffomycetales, Wickerhamomycetaceae.
AUGCCCCCUAUUGAACUGCAUGAACUGUCACAAUCACCCAAAAGGAAAAAUCAUGAUUUGAAUACAACAACAACCAUUUUAACAACACCUUCAUCAAGAGAUUCAAACGAGUCAAGUCGAUCCAAUGGUUCACUCAUAGAUGAUCUGAUUGAUGAAGAAGAACAAGUUGGUGACCUAUCAAGGCCAGGUCCAGACUUAACAGCGCCUAUCAAGCCAUUUAUAGCUGAUAGCAAUUUCAAAUAUACCUUAACCGCUGUAUGGGUUGGUAAUUUCCUUUGUGCUUUAGAUGGUACAAUUGUUUCCACUACAAUGUCAAAUAUUGCAAGUGAUUUUGGUCAAUCAAACUUGGUGUCAUGGAUUGCUGUUUCUUAUUUAUUGACUUCAACUGCUUUCCAACCAUUAUAUGGUAAAACUUCAGAUAUCUUGGGUAGGAAAACAUUAUUACUUAUUGGACAAGCAUUAUUUGGUAUUGGUAUUUUUUUAUCAGGUAUCUCUACAAAUGUUGAGACUUUAAGUUUAUCAAGAGCAUUAAGUGGUAUUGGAGGCUCUGGUAUCUUCACAUUAUCAAGUAUAGUCAUCUCUGACGUUGUUCCUUUAACUCAAAGAAGUAUGUAUGCUGCUUAUGGUACUGUUAUCGUUAAUACUUCACAAAUGCUUGGGGGUCCUCUUGGAGGAUUCUGUAUUGCUACUAUUGGAUGGAGAUGGAUGUUUUUGAUCCAAGUUCCUUUCAUCAUUGGUUGUAUGGUUAUAACUUAUUUUUGUGAGAUUAAAGUUGCCCAUAUUCCUGAUGGACCUGAAAGAUUUUCAAAAGAGAAUAUCAAAAGAAUAGAUUUUGGUGGUAUCUUAACUUCAAAUUUAUUUGUUUCAAGUAUUAUCUUUUUGUUAUCUGAUAAUGGAGGCUAUCCAAAACCAUUUGAAUAUUUUCUCUAUGCCUUAUUAAUCAUUUCGCUCGUUGGAUAUGUUAUUGUGGAAAAAUACAUUGCAGUGGAAAAACUUGUUGAUCCUCAAUUGAUGAAAGGUCAAAUUGGUGUAUUAGGUCUAGUUAAUGGUAUCAAUUCAUUAUCAUUCUACUUGAUCUUAUUUAUUGUUCCACUUUACCUACAAUUGAUUCAACAUAUCACAGUUACACAUAUUGGAUUCUAUACAAUGUUUUGUGUUGUAUCAUCUGCAAUUGGUGCCAUGAUUGGUGGUUCUGUUAUUAAGAGAUAUAAUCAAACUGAAGCAUCAACAAUGAAAGCAGGUAUUUCUGUAUCAGCAAUAUCAUUUAUGAUUCAAACUAUUGGAUUCUCAAUGUUGUAUAUGUUGAGCUCAUUGGUUAAUCCCGUUAAUGAAUCAUUAUUUUGGAGAAUCAUCAUGAUAUUAUCAUUAACAAUUUCUGGUUUAGGUGUUGGUGGAUUUGGACCGGGUGUUGCAUUAUUUAUUAUAGGUAAAUCUGGUGCGAAGGAUCAAGCAAGUACACAAACUGCAGUCAAUGUUAUCAAAUCUUUAGGGAAUGUUCUUGGUCUUUCAUUAUCACUUUCAGUUUACAAUAAGGAAGUACAAAGAAAAUUAUGGGACUUCUUCGGUGAAGGUAAGAAGGAUAUUAUUGAUCAUUUGAUUAAAGAUUCAAGUUAUAUAUUUGAUGAGCUAGACCAACAGUAUUUCAAAGAUGUCUUGAACAUUUAUAGAGACUCAUUAUCUAAGUCGUAUCAACCAAUCUUCAUCAUGACAAUAUUUGGAUUAUCGAUCAUUUAUCUAUUGAACCGAAACGUUCAAAAGGGACUGAAACUUUGA